Molecule: messenger RNA, 1038 nt
Organism: Biomphalaria glabrata
Lineage: Eukaryota; Metazoa; Mollusca; Gastropoda; Planorbidae
Product: FMRFamide peptide receptor frpr-18-like
Exons: 1
Coding region: 1-1038 (345 amino acids)
Biological process (GO): neuropeptide signaling pathway
Cellular component (GO): membrane
Molecular function (GO): G protein-coupled peptide receptor activity
Source: RefSeq, a predicted model, not a curated record
AUGGCCAACAUAACAGAGGAAGGCUUGCUGUUGACCGGUACAAAUGAUACAUUUAACGGUUGGGUAGAUGCCGAGGUGUUCAACUGGUUUCUCAUCGUUAAUGGGUUCCUUCUCGGCCUGAUCAGCUUGCUCGGUAUUAUCUUCAAUAGUGUUAACGUCAUUGUCUACAGCAAGAUGAGUCAGGGUGACUCGGUCAAUAUCGCUCUGUUGGCGCUGUGUCUUGCUGAGCUGGGCGGCUCCGUUGUCCUGCUGCUCAUGAGCUGCUUCAGCGUCCCCGAGCUGACCUUGAGUUACCUGCCUGUAGAAUACCUGAUCAGUUGGCUUCACAUCCUUUUCUCCCGCGUCUCAAGCUGCCUCACCGCUUUUGUCACGCUCGAGAGAUACUUGUGCGUGGCGAUGCCCUUGAAGGUGAAAGUUUUAAUAACCUCGAGGAGAACGACGGCCAUGGUUUCCAUUAUCUUUGUUGCUAUGACUACCAGUAUAGUCCCGACAUAUUUUGCUAGGAGAAUAGAAUCUGUCAUGAUCUCCGGAACGAAUAGAACCAUGCUAAUAUUCAUCUCCAUGGACGAAAGCAGUAAAAACAUGGAGAACAUGUCUGUCACGGUGAACAACGUAGCUUUGUUGCUGGCUUUCGCUGUAGUUUCCAUCUCUACAAUGCUUCUAGUGGUCACACUAAGAAAAAAAUCAAAAUGGCGCAGUGAGGUCACUUCCUCCUUGCAAAGCGACGUCAUUUCCGCCAGAGAUAAGAAAGUCAUAAAGAUGAUAAUUCUAAUAGCUGUAAUAUUUAUUGUGAAUUACCUCCCCGUUGUCGUUUCUACAGCGGCCAUGUUAAGCGUCCCUGGAUACAACGUGGAGGGAGACUACACCAUCAUUUUCUCAAUAACCUGGGGAAUCACUUUCCUCCUGGAAGGCGCCAACGCAACUGCCAGUAUAUUCGUCUAUUUGAAGAUGAGUUCAAGGUAUAAAUGUGUACUCAUGACAAUGUUGAAAUUCACCUCCAGUGUCUUGACUAGAUUACAGAACAGAACCAUGGUGUAA